Messenger RNA from Poeciliopsis prolifica (blackstripe livebearer), 3114 nucleotides. RefSeq names its product phosphoribosyl pyrophosphate synthetase-associated protein 1 (gene prpsap1). Gene Ontology annotation, biological process: purine nucleotide biosynthetic process; 5-phosphoribose 1-diphosphate biosynthetic process. The transcript is spliced from 11 exons. Gene Ontology annotation, cellular component: ribose phosphate diphosphokinase complex; cytoplasm. The coding region runs from base 342 to 1454 and encodes 370 amino acids. NCBI's taxonomy places the organism in Eukaryota, Metazoa, Chordata, Actinopteri, Cyprinodontiformes, Poeciliidae. The record is from RefSeq and is a predicted model, not a curated record. Gene Ontology annotation, molecular function: magnesium ion binding; ribose phosphate diphosphokinase activity.
UUCUCAAAUGUGGAUCGCUGUCAGGUUACCAUGCAACCUGAUAGAGCAUAGGCUGGAUCAUUUGUCUUUUCGCGAGUAAUACACGUAACUAGACACGCCAACGUAACUGUAUUUAUUUCCCUUCUAUAUCUAGUCAAGUUUGUGUCCCACACCGAGCCUUUUUUUUUUCUUUUUCUCGAAUAAAUUAGCUCACUUUACUGCAGACGCUAGUGUGCGGCAGUUAGCUAGCCGACGAGAGCGUCGUUUUAAGAAAAAGCUAAAACGUUCCUGCUGGGUUGGGUUUAAAUAAAGUGGCGUUACUGACUGUACUUUCUGUGACAUAAAAACACCGAGCUUGCAGAAUGAAUGUCGCUAAAAGUGGCUACCGUGUGUUUUCUGCAAACUCCUCCGUCGCUUGCACAGAGUUGGCUAAGAAGAUAACAGAGAGGCUGGGUGUUGAGCUGGGAAAAUCUGUCGUCUUUCAGGAAUCUAAUAGAGAGACAAGAGUUGAUGUGAAAGAGUCUGUUCGUGGGCAGACCAUCUUCAUUAUCCAAACCAUACCAAGAGAUGUCAACACAGCCAUCAUGGAGCUCCUUAUUAUGGCUUAUGCUCUUAAGACUUCCUGUGCAAAGAACAUCAUUGGAGUUAUUCCUUACUUCCCCUAUAGCAAGCAGUGCAAAAUGAGGAAGAGGGGCUCCAUAGUUUGUAAACUGUUAGCUUCAAUGUUGGCUAAAGCAGGAUUGACACAUAUCAUCACCAUGGACUUGCAUCAGAAAGAGAUCCAAGGCUUUUUCAGCUUUCCAGUGGAUAAUCUGCGAGCCUCCCCGUUUUUGAUUCAGUACAUACAAGAAGAGAUUCAUGAUUACAGAAAUGCUAUAAUUGUGGCAAAGUCACCUGCUGCAGCUAAAAGGGCUCAGUCCUAUGCAGAACGUCUCCGACUGGGUCUGGCUGUGAUCCACGGCGAGGCCCAAUGUGCCGAGUCGGACAUGGCCGAUGGAAGACACUCCCCGCCAUGUGUGCGCAACACCACAGGGCACACAGGACUGGAGCUGCCUACAGGCAAACAACAAGCUCCGUUCCCUGGCAUAGAGCUUCCAAUAAUGAUGGCCAAAGAGAAACCUCCGAUUACUGUAGUUGGAGAUGUCGGUGGAAGAAUCGCCAUAAUAGUGGAUGACAUUAUAGAUGAUGUAGGAGACUUUGUUGCUGCUGCAGAGAUCCUGAAAGAGAGAGGGGCGUAUAGGAUCUACAUCAUGGCCACUCAUGGUUUACUUUCUGCAGAUGCUCCUCGUCUCAUAGAGGAAUCCGCUAUUGAUGUGGUGGUUGUGACAAACACGGUGCCUCACGAGGUGCAAAAGCUACAGUGUCCAAAAAUCAAGACGGUGGACGUCAGCAUGAUAUUAGCCGAGGCCAUCCGCCGCAUCCACAACGGGGAAUCCAUGGCCUACUUAUUUCGCAAUAUUACAGUGGAUGACUAAGGAGUGUCAGUGACAGACGCCUCUGCACCUUUGCUAACAAAACGCUGUUCCACGUGUUGUUUUUGAAUGACAUGCAUACAUGUGUCCUGAUUCAGUUAAAGAACUUCUCAAAAAUCGACCAAAUAAUUUGUCUUCUUUCUAAAAUGUGUUUCGUUUUCUUUUGUUUGUUUGUUUGUUCCGUUUCUAAAAGAGAAAAGCCUUCAAAUCCAAGGCAAGCACGCCUCUAAAAGAGCAUAUUUUGAUGUUUUGAAAUGAAAGGCGAGGAUUGUAUGAAGUGGUGUCGUUGCUAGCAGCUGUUCAGAAACAUUGUGUACGGUUAGAUUUCAAUGGAGAAGUGAUCACAAGGUGUGGCCAUCCUGGAAGUAGUGAAACUGAAUACAGGAUGGGAAUCUGUGUUUGACAGAUGAGUGAGGUGUGACACCUGUUUCAGCUCCAUCAGCCUCCUCCGUAAUGUAAAUGAAGUCCGUGCCAAAGUCUAAGAAGCCGUACAGUGAGACAAAAACGCAUUUGAUAAUGCAGCUGGUCUCAGUGCGAUGCUUCACCGUACUAUAUUGAAUCUUGCCUUCCAUAGAUCAGUGUUUGCACAAAGGUAAAGCGGUUUAUGAGGUGUGGGGGGUUUACUUCGAUUACAAAAGAAAACAAAAUACAUGUAAAUCCAAAAAAACAACAACAAAAAAAACCCAAAUUAUAUUUAUAAUCCUAAUUUUGGUGAAUAUUUUUUCCCCACUUUUUCUUGCUCCUAACUUAAAUACCAGUUAUGCUUUUGUCAUACACUACAAAAGUUCAUAUUUUCAUGUUGAGCUUAAUCUGCAGAGAUUAGAUGGGCAAAUACAUUUAACAGCAUGUUGCUUUUAGCAAGAAAACCAAAGACACUCCAUUCUUUUUUUAUUUUUAUUUUUUGUUUAGUGACUGCUUUUUCAGAUUUUACCACAUUAUGUUGCCUCUUUAACUCACAGCAAAAUAUUUUACAGAAGCCUACAUGUAGGUCAAUUCCUUUCAGCUGUACAUACAGAAUUGAACAUUUAAAAACGGACCCCUAUUUCACACGGCAUUAGUUAAACCUAGUAUUAUACAAAUUUUUUAUUUUUUCUGUGAAAAGGAGCCCUGAAAGAAUGUGAUCCAUUCUUGUUUUGAUUAUUUAUAUUCUACUGAAUUCUAUGUUUUAAGAUGGAGCCACAGUCAUUUCAGAAAUACAUUGAAUUUAGGCCCAAAAAAAAGUGGAUUUUAGAUGCUGGAGGGCUGUUUCGCUUUGCUUACUUUUGGCUCAGGGAAUAUACUUUAGAGGCUAAUGCACAUUUAUUUGCUCCUGAGUUUUUCAGGUUGUGUACAUUACCUGCUGCACAUGUUUGAUUAAAAUAAUAGCAUUUUGGAAAAAUGUCUUCCACGCAGCAGAAAUGUGACUUGGCAAUGUGCUUUGGUUAAAAAAAAAAGGCUAGAUUUUUUUUUUCUUAAAAUAUUAAUAGAAGAACAUUUGAAAAUGUUGAGCUGAUUUUUGUGUAAGCAUGAAUCAAUGAAGUGACACUCCCAUUUAAGCUCUUAACUGCGUCUGUCUUGAAUGCAUUUGGAAACGUCUCCCCUGCAUUUACGGUCCCAGGUUUCCUCCGCUUCUGUCUGACUUUGUGUUUGUGAAUGUAAAUGAAAAUAAAGUAGCUGCCUCUUU